AUGGUCAAUCCAGGCCGUGUCUGCUGCAUCGCAGCGCCAUUCCUUCUCUCAAUAGCCGUCCUAAUAUGUGUGGUGCUGAUAUUCAUCGCUGGCACAUACGAUCGCAAUAAGACACUGGACAAUCUAUACUUUGUCAAGAUUGAUAUGACGAACCUCACAUUAACCUCCUCCGCCAACCUUCUUUCAGGAGACAACUCCAACACGACCUUGUUGGGUGGUGCCCUCGAAGCGGCCAAGCAGUCCUUGGGCAUGAAAGACUUCUACACCGUCUACCUCCGCAGCUACUGCAGUUGGAACGGCAACGACACAUUUGCAAACUGCACGGACCCCAAGUCCUACUUUUGGUUCAACCCGAUCAAGAUCUGGGGCUUGAACAACACCGGCGUCCCCGUCGACGACUACCUGCCCAAGAGCUUUACAGAUGGUGUGAAGGUGUAUCACGACGCUUCCAAGGCCAUCUUCUACUUGUACAUUGGCGCCCUAAUCGCUUCGGUCGUCACCAUUCUUGUGGGCAUCUCCGCCAUAUUCUCGAGAUGGGGCUCGUUCUUCACCACCUUCUGUGCGACCGCCAUGGCUCUGCUUCUCGUGGCAGGAUCCGUCACCGCCACCGCCGUCUACAUCGUCCUCAAGACGGCCUUGAACAACACCCUGAAAAAGGAAUACGGCAUUGAUACCACCUUGGGCAGCUCUGUGUUCUCCGUCACGUGGAUCGGCAGCGCCUUCGCCAUCGGUGCCGCCUUCUUCUGGCUGCUGAGCGUCUGCUGCUGCAGUGGCAGAAGCCCCUACAACCCAGGCAGCAAGGAGGCCAGACGCACGAGGGCGGAGAAGACGCCGUACACGUACGAGAGGGUGGGAAGUCCCUACAUGGGCCCCAGCGACCAGCAGAGUGUGCCGCUGAACACGCUCAACCCCCAGCCGUAUGCGCCGCAACGAGGCGCCGCUUAUGAGCCAUUCAGACCGCAGGGUGUUUGA
Molecule: messenger RNA, 972 nt
Organism: Fonsecaea erecta
Lineage: Eukaryota; Fungi; Ascomycota; Eurotiomycetes; Chaetothyriales; Herpotrichiellaceae
Exons: 2
Coding region: 1-972 (323 amino acids)
Biological process (GO): fungal-type cell wall organization
Cellular component (GO): cell cortex of cell tip; plasma membrane
Source: RefSeq, a predicted model, not a curated record